AUGAUGGCACCCAAUGGAGGGGGUUGGGGAAGGGCCCUCCUGAGAAGCUACCCGUGGGGGAGGGAUAACCAAAGGAAGCUGAGUGUGGCAAGAAGCUUCUACACGCAGCAGAUAGUCCCUGCCAUGCACACCAGUGGAAAAGUCGUACGAAGUGGAGCAAUCGCAAGCACACAUGCAAGGGCGCUACACAAUCAACAGAGAUGCACCUACUACACCAGCAGUGAUGGAAAGAAGUACGACAAAACUAUUUGGAACAAUUUAGGGAUUGUUAUUAUACCACAACAAACAGCCUACAUAAUUGAGCGUCUGGGGAAGUAUAAAAAAACCCUACUGGCAGGCAUCCAUUUUAUCAUCCCCUUUAUAGACAAAAUAGCCUACGUGUUUUCGCUAAAGGAGGAAACGAUAACUAUACCUAACCAAACAGCUAUUACUAAGGACAACGUAACUCUAAAUAUUGAUGGGGUGCUCUACAUAAAAUGCGACAAUCCGUAUAACUCUUCGUACGGCAUUGAAGACGCUGUUUUCGCCGUGACGCAGUUAGCCCAAGUUACCAUGAGGUCGGAGUUAGGGAAACUUACCCUAGACGCGACCUUCCUUGAACGAGAUAAUCUAAACGAAAAAAUUGUUAAAGCUAUUAACGAGUCGGCCAGAAACUGGGGUAUUAAAUGUAUGCGCUACGAAAUUAGGGAUAUAAUUUUACCAGUCAAUAUUAAGAAUGCCAUGGAAAAACAAGCAGAAGCAGAACGGAAGAAGAGGGCGGAAAUUUUACAAAGUGAGGGAGAAAGAGAGAGCGAAAUUAAUAUUGCCAUUGGAAAGAAAAAAAAGUCCAUUCUUAUUGCAGAGGGACAAUCUUUCGCAAUCAAAGCAAAAGCAGAUGCUACCGCAGAAGCUAUAGAAAUUAUUUCAAAUAAAAUAAAAAAGCUAGAUUCUAACAGUGCAAUUUCUCUUCUCAUAGCUGAGCAAUAUAUUGACGUUUUUGCCAACAUUUGCAAAAACAACAACACUGUUAUCAUUCCAGCCGACUUGAAUAACAUUAGUAGCUUAAUUUCGCAGUCCUUGUCUAUAUAUAAUAAUAUACAAAAUGCCAAGAAAGGGGCUUCUCCCCCACAGAUUGAGUCCCUCCCCAGUGAUGACUUAGUGCAUUCUGAAGAGAUGGACUGA
Molecule: messenger RNA, 1161 nt
Organism: Plasmodium coatneyi
Lineage: Eukaryota; Apicomplexa; Aconoidasida; Haemosporida; Plasmodiidae
Exons: 1
Coding region: 1-1161 (386 amino acids)
Cellular component (GO): membrane
Source: RefSeq, a predicted model, not a curated record